AUGCGGGUACUUCUAUUAUUCCUUGUCGUGAGUUUGGCAGCUGCUGCUGAUUGGAAGGUAGUCAACGUCGAUAGAACUAUUGACAUCUCCUCCCAGAUUGUCAAAGUGUCAUCACAACUAACGCUCUCAAACGAUGGUUCAGCAGAAGCCAAUUCUGUUGACAUACUGGUCCCUUCCGAGGAGAGUGAACAUUUGGCUUACAUUGCGGCUCAAGAAGGAAGUAAUAAGGGGAAGCUGAAAAUCUCAAAACAGCCUGGAGAAAAGCAAGGAUACAAGGUAAGCGUCUCAUCACAUUUCUAUCUGGUCGUAAUGUUUUCGAAUUUAGUUAAACCACAUGGUUUUCAGAUCUACAAAGUGGAACUUUUGAAUCGUGUUGCCAAAGGUGGUGAAGUAAAGCUGAAGGUUGAACAAAGGUUCACUGGGCUUCUCUUCCCUCUCCCAGAGAAAAUCACCCAAAAAGAGAAUCAGUUUGUGGUGUAUAACGGCAACGCUUAUUAUGCAGCUGCGUAUCCCGUUGCCCAAGAGAAAACUACAGUCAAAAUUGGCAAUGGAAAAACUUUAUCGGUCACCCAGGUGACACCGACCAGUCAGGAAAACGAGCGAGUCAUCUAUGGUCCAUACAAGAAUCAGCCAGCAUUCAACAGCAAGCCCAUAAAAAUACACUAUGAGAACAACUCUCCUUUCGUUGUGGCUACAGUUGUCGAACGUUCAAUAGAGGUAUCGCAUUGGGGAAACAUAGCGGUGGAGGAAUACAUCGAGUUGGUGCAUAAAGGAGCCGAAUUGAAGGGUCCAUUCUCGCGACUUGAUCAUCAGAUGGAUCGUCGUGGACGUCGUCAGCCUGCUCUUCUGCACUUUACGACGGUGUUGCCAGCUUCUGCUAAAGACAUAUACUACCGUGAUGAAAUUGGAAAUAUUUCAACGUCUUCCGUACGACUUCGCGCAGAUUCCGUAGAAGUCGAGAUAAAGCCCAGGUUCCCAUUAUAUGGAGGAUGGCGCACUUCAUAUGUUAUUGGUUACAACGUUCCAUCCUUUGAAUAUCUUUACAACAAAGGAAAUGACUAUGCACUGAAGAUGCGUGUUCUUGACCACGUGUUCGAUAAUGUCGUUGUUGAGAAGCUCACGACAAAAGUAAUUCUCCCAGAGCUAGUCAGAAAGAUAAAGCUUACAACCCCGUACACGAUGGAUCGUCGUCCGGAUGAAACUCGCGCGACCUAUCUUGAUACUACUGGCCGGAUUGUGGUCGUGUUGCAGAAAGAAAACCUUGUACCAGAGCACAUCCAAUCAUUCACGCUUUUCUACGAGUUCGACUAUACACAGAUGAUUCGAGAGCCAUUGCUUGCCAGUGCAUUCUUCCUGGCAUUGUUCACAGCCGUGAUAAUUUACAUGCGAUUCGAUUUCACCAUUGUAGCAGUGAGUGUCACUUUUUGUCCGUGUUCAUGUUUACAUAUACUUGGCACACAGAUGAGGCUCUUGCACACGUUUUAA
Molecule: messenger RNA, 1485 nt
Organism: Haemonchus placei
Lineage: Eukaryota; Metazoa; Nematoda; Chromadorea; Rhabditida; Trichostrongylidae
Source: the annotation of a GenBank genome assembly